CGUUUACAAUCGGCAAUCGACUGCGCACGCCGCACAGCUUAUGCCAUAAAUUGUUAUCUUAGUUUUAUUUGAUGUAAUUUGUAGACGAUCACUAUUAGUGUGUUAGUUGUCAAUAAGUUUUUGGUGGACGAUAUUGUGUCAAAUAACAUAAAAUGCGGCGACAAAAUAUUCAUUUAAUCGGUUCAACAAAAAAUCAAAUAUUAGGUAGCAAACUUCCUUCAUUAAGGGACUGCUUGAAAGUAUUAUUUUAUAAUAUGAGAUUCAUAAAUAUGACUCUAUCAGAAAGUUCCAAUUUGGUAAUCGAUGAAUGUAUAAUUUUCUGGAAAAAGGCCCGUAUCCCAACAAAAGAUAAAGCUGAUUGUGUGAAGAAUUUAAAAAAAAAAUACGAAUUAUGGCGCAAUCUUGAAAAGAGUAAACAUCGCGAAAAUGAAAGUUACAAAUCAAAAGUUCAAGAGUUUAAAGAAGAUUUGGAUAAACUAUUCGACAUAGCUCAUUCUAAUGCUUUAAAAUUAAUGAAAAUUGAGGUCGACAAAGCAUUUUUAAUUGCUCAGCGAAAUCCCGGUCGUCCAGGUUGCAUGUUAGGAGUAGAUAUGAAUCAAACAAAUAAAGAAAAAAGAAAAAAUGUAAGAAUAGAAACGGAAAUUGCAAAAAAAAAGAAAUACAAUUCUCAAAUUUCAGAAUCCGCCACAGUUGAGAUACCAACAUAUUAUUCAAGUUCAGAUGAAUCCGAAAAUGUUAGCGAGGAAAGUGAUGUUCAUUCAGAUAACCGUUGUCCUGGCCCAUCUGGAUCCAAAAGGGCCAAUAAAUCAAUAAUGACACCACGGCUUUGUGCAGCAUUAGAUAAGUGCAAGGUAAGUAAAUAUUGAUGUAGGUAAAUUAAUAUUAUAUAUUUAUGGUUUUGGUUACGCGACCUUAAAAAAAACGUUAUUAUGCAACACAUUAACAACUGUAUUUUAAGAUUUUGAUUCAAUAUUAUUGAGAUUAGGUCAGGUUAGGUCAGCCGUAAAAUAGUAUUUGGGACAUAUGUGUUAAACAUACAAAUUCAAUAUUAGUUUAAAACAAUUUUUCUAGAUAAACGUAUUGAAUUUAUAUUUUUUUAUAUUUUCAAGGUUAGUGAUCGGGAUGCUGUACAUUUAUUGUCAGCAUUUAUUGAAAGUGUUUCUUUGGACCCGGCUCUUUUUGUAAUCAACCGAACAUCUAUAAAAAAUGCACGACAAAGUGUUAGAGAAGAAAACGCGGAAAAUGUGCG
This is a messenger RNA of Metopolophium dirhodum (rose-grain aphid), 1249 nucleotides long. RefSeq lists its product as uncharacterized. NCBI's taxonomy places the organism in Eukaryota, Metazoa, Arthropoda, Insecta, Hemiptera, Aphididae. The record is from RefSeq and is a predicted model, not a curated record. The coding region runs from base 153 to 866 and encodes 237 amino acids. The transcript has 2 exons.